This is a messenger RNA of Prorocentrum cordatum, 1650 nucleotides long. The record is from the annotation of a GenBank genome assembly. Lineage: Eukaryota; Dinophyceae; Prorocentrales; Prorocentraceae.
UGGAAGUUCCCAGCUGCUUGUGACUUCAGUCUGGCAGUGCUCCAUGCACGAUUUGGACAACGCCUGGGAACUAUACAUUGGGAACUGCAGGGAGACUGCACGGUCUUCUCGCGAUUUUCAUUCAAGCCGUUAUGUCCUGAUUAUCGCGAACUCGGUCUUUCUACCGUGGGCGCGUCUUCUUCUCAUCCAUUGGGAUCCGCAGCCGUUUGAUUCUCAGCCUGACCGCAAGAGUGCGGCCUCGACGAUUGAGUGGUGAUGUGCGUCUGUCCGAGGCCCCUUGCUGACCCGCUGCAUGGAGGCGACUUCUUUUGGGGUCCUCGUGCGAGCAUCUGCAUUCCAAGAUGCAGUUGUGUUCAGUGCGGCGGCCACCCCCUCCUGGCGCAGGUAAUUCCAAGCACCGCAGGGAGUUGCGGUCUGCCGAGCGAGGACUAUCUCCCACGAAAUCCAUUGUCCGACAACACGGGGCAGCGAAGCAAUGGAUUGCCGCCCUCAGGGCCCUCGGAUGUGCGCUGCGAGAGCGCGAGACCGUUGACGUUAUCACCUACAAUGCCGUCGUCAGCGCGUGCGGGAAGAGCAACCAGUGGCGACAGGCACUGUCGGUGCUCUGCGAGCUCCGCCGGGCUUCGUUGCGGCCACCUGUCAGCACCACCAAUGCCAUAAUCAGCGCGUGCGAGUGGCAGCGAGCGCUGUCGCUGCUGGACGGUCAGCUGGGGGACGUCGCGCUCGAGCCCACCGUGGUGAGCUACACCGCCGCCGUGAGCGUGUGCCAGAGGGCCGGGCAGUGGCAGCGAGCGUUGCUCGUUCUAGGCCGGCUUCGGCAGGCUGCGCUCGAGCCCGACGUCGUCUGCCUCAACGCCGCGAUCGGCGCGUGCGAGCAGAGUGGGCGGUGGCAGCGGGCGCUGUCGCUGCUCAGCGAGAUGCGGCAGCGGGCGCUGGCGCCGAGCGUCCGGAGCUUCGCCGCCGCGGUGAGCGCGUGCGAGAAGGGCAGGCAGUGGCAGCGGGCGCUGUCGCUGCUGAGGGAGCUGCGGCGGGCGGCGCUGGAUCCCAACGUCAUCUCAGCUACAAUGCUGGGAUCAGCGCGUGCGAAAAGUGCGGGCAGUGGCAGCGGGCCCUGGUGCUGCUGAGCGAAAUGUGGCAGGGGGAGUUGACGCCCGACGUUGUCAGCUGCAGUGCCGCCAUCAGCGCGUGCGAGAAGAGCAAGCGUUGGCUGCAGGCCCUGUGGCUGUUCGGCGAGAUGUGGCGUGGGGUGCUCAAGCCAGACAUCACCCUUUCCCCAGGUCAUCUACAGUGCCGCGAUCAGCGCGUGCGAGAAAGGAGAGCAGUGGCAGAGGGCGCUAUCGCUACUCGGCGAGUUGGAGCUGGCAUCGCUUGAGCCAAAUACUAUUAGCUACAGCGCCGCAGUCAGCGCAUGCGAGAAGGGCUCGCAGUGGCAGCAGGCUUUGGAGCUGCUCGCGGAGAUGGGGCCAGCAAAGCUCGAGCCAAACAUCCUACAGCGCCGCUAUCAGCGCGUGCGAGAAGGGCGGGUAGUGCUCUCGGUGCUUCCCUUAACGUGCUGCCCGGCGCUGGCCCGGCAGUGGCCCAUCGUCGCUGGCGCCUGUCGCAACCAGGGGUGGCGCGAGGGCGGCGGUCUUCCAAGAAGGUGGAGUGGGG